Pocillopora verrucosa is the source of this 2023-nucleotide messenger RNA. RefSeq names its product type-1 angiotensin II receptor-associated protein. The record is from RefSeq and is a predicted model, not a curated record. Gene Ontology annotation, cellular component: plasma membrane. Lineage: Eukaryota; Metazoa; Cnidaria; Anthozoa; Scleractinia; Pocilloporidae. Gene Ontology annotation, biological process: angiotensin-activated signaling pathway.
UUCUCGUGACUUUGGUUUUGCCUAUUCCACUAGAGUUCAGAUUUAGCAGCAUAAUCUAGCGGAGAUUUUGGACGAUUCGCCAUGGAUGGAAGCAUUAGAGUCAGCAUACCGUCUGUUUCACUAAAGAUCGUGGUGUCAGUUCAUUUCAUUCUAACGAUAUGGGGUGAUCAAUCCCAAUGGUUACCGACCUCAUAUUUGUUCUGUAACUUAGCUGUUCUGGCUGUAGGAGUGUGGGCAAUAGCAUCACCAAGCAAUGAAGAUGCCUCUCAGUUGUUUCUGUUUGGAAUGCUGUUUACUAUCAUUCAUGACAUCAUAGUCAUAGCCAUCUUUUAUACUUCUGAUAUAUCAAUUUCUCACUACAGGUUUUGUGUGGGAAUGGCUAUUUUAAGUUUGAUUUUAAAGCCUCUGUCAUGCUUGCUUAUUUUUCAAAAUCACCGCAACAGGGGAGGAGGAGAAGGUUACAGCUGGGCAGGUUCAAAUUAUGUGACCAUAGAAGGCCAAUCAAGCUCACAGUCAGCUCCUGGACACUCUUCUCAUCCAUAAAACAAAACAAGAUUCCCUCUUUUGAGGGAUUAAAGAUAAGCAUAAUUGAUGCUUUUAAUAACAAACAAACUCUGAAGUUAUCAAAAUUUCAAUCAAGUAGCUCUUUCAAUUAGUAUCCUAAGUUUGCAAACUUUUCACAUAAAAAAUUCAAUGUUUUUGAAGGAUUCAAAGAUGAUAUUUUCUUCUUAAAUGUAAUUAAAUUAAUGUGCUAAAUAUGGUAUAUAGAGCUCUCAAGUUGAUUUGCUGUUACUCGAGGGCAAGAUCCUAGAUCUGGCAGCAUCACCUUUCUGGAUGGGUGCAUGUUCUACCCAGAAAUUUAGUGAACUCUCUGACCUGGAUAUAGGUGGCUCUGGACCAGAAUUUCUACUGUUGGAAAGUGAUCAGAGCAAGUACAAAGGGAAAAAGGAGUAACUAAUGUCUAGAAAGAUAAAUAAUGUAAUAUGCACUUAUUAAAGCAGUAGAUUAUUAUCUCAAAAUCAACAAUUUAAAUUAAAAAACCAUAAAUGGGUGAGAAAUACUGUAGUUUCAUUGUGAGAGUGUAAGAUUAGAAUUCUUCUCAUGAAUCUCACACUCAAUGUGGGAGACUUGAGAGCUCUGGGUAGUUAUCAUAGAAAUUGAGAUUGUUUCAACUUCAGAGCUUAUAUGUUAUCAAAAGGCAUGGUUAUCAGCUUGAUUAUAUUUAGGUUUAAUCACAAGUUGAAUGUUAGUUAGUUAGAGUAAGUUCUAGACCUUCACAUGGAGCAGCAUGUACCAAUCUGAUACCUGAAUAACACAGUACAUUUGUUAGAAAGUGCCACUCUUGGUAACAUAUAAUUAACUUAACAUGAAAAAAUUCCCAGUUAAAAAUGUCUGAUAGUUCAAAUUGGAUCUCAAUAGCUGCUACCGUUAUUAAUCCUUGACUGAAACAAAAUGUAAUAUUGCAAGUCAUUUUGUAAUGUAAACCAUUUUCUAGAAGAAUGGGGGAACAAUUUAAAGCUGCAGUAAUGAAUGCACCUCUGGGGAAAGGGUAGUAGAAAAAGAGAAUCAAUUUUGGCCUUGUGAUGCAUUUUAUUUGCAUUUUUUCCUUCUUGUUUUUGGCUUUUUUAGAUUUUUAGAAAUUAAUAUAUUUUGCAAAUUAGAACAAUCCAUUCUAUGAUAAAUGUGAAAGUUCACAAAGUAACCAGGUGGUCAAUCAGACAUGGUUUGAUGCUACUCUGGUUUAAAAAUUUAAUGAAUGUAACCAAGAAGUUACACGGUUUAUGUUACAGGAUCUAUGGAUUGUAACUUCUCAGUUAUAUUCAUUCAAUCUUUAAACCAGAAUAGCAUCAUACCAUGCCUAAUCCAUUCUGUGUUUUUAAUGAUGUAGUGGGUGAAUUCAAUCAAUGUUUGAACUAAAUACACACUCACCAGUCAUCUCAUAUGAGCAUAAUUUCAAUCCAUUUCGUAGGAUUGUGUAAAUGCUUUUAUAAUUAUCUGUAAUAAAUAGGUCUUGGUAUUUUCA